Molecule: messenger RNA, 2237 nt
Organism: Dipodomys ordii (Ord's kangaroo rat)
Lineage: Eukaryota; Metazoa; Chordata; Mammalia; Rodentia; Heteromyidae
Gene: Atf7
Product: activating transcription factor 7
Exons: 15
Coding region: 154-1500 (448 amino acids)
Biological process (GO): regulation of transcription by RNA polymerase II
Molecular function (GO): DNA-binding transcription factor activity, RNA polymerase II-specific; cAMP response element binding
Source: RefSeq, a predicted model, not a curated record
CUUCUCGCGAGAGGCGAGCGCGCCUGGUCGGACGAGAGGAAAGUAUCUGCUCCGCUGAGGGGGGAAAGAAGGAGCUGGAGACAGAUUGUAGGAGCGAGCGCGGGCGGGCGGGAGGCGACGAGCUACCAGCGGCUCCGCUCUGCUAUAUGAAAUAUGGGAGACGACAGACCGUUUGUGUGCAAUGCCCCAGGCUGUGGACAGAGAUUUACAAACGAGGACCACCUGGCAGUUCAUAAACACAAGCAUGAGAUGACAUUGAAAUUUGGCCCAGCCCGAACUGACUCAGUCAUCAUUGCAGAUCAGACUCCUACUCCCACUAGAUUCCUGAAGAACUGUGAGGAGGUGGGACUCUUCAAUGAACUAGCGAGCUCCUUUGAACAUGAGUUCAAGAAAGCUACAGAUGAGGAUGAGAAAAAGGGUACUUCUGGACCUCUUGACAUGUCUCUAGCAUCCACACCAGAAAUCAAAAUUAAAGAAGAAGAGCCAGUAGAAGUAGACUCAUCCCCCCCUGACAGUCCUGCCUCAAGCCCCCGUUCCCCUCCACUGAAGGAGAAGGAAGUUGCCCCAAAGCCUGUUGUGAUCUCUACCCCCACACCCACCAUUGUGCGUCCUGGCUCCCUGCCUCUCCACUUAAGCUAUGAUCCACUUCAUCCAACCCUUCCCUCCCCAACCUCCGUCAUCACACAGGCUCCACCAUCCAACAGGCAAAUGGGGUCUCCCACUGGCUCCCUCCCUCUCGUCAUGCAUCUUGCCAAUGGACAGACUAUGCCUGUGUUGCCAGGGCCUCCAAUACAGAUGCCUUCUGUUAUAUCGCUGGCCAGACCUGUGUCCAUGGUGCCCAACAUUCCUGGAAUCCCUGGCCCACCAGUUAACAGCAGUGGCUCCAUUUCUCCCUCUGGUCAUCCUAUACCGUCAGAAGCCAAGAUGAGACUAAAAGCCAGCCUAACCCACCAAGUCUCCUCAAUCAAUGGUGGUUGUGGAAUGGUGGUGGGUACUGCCAGUACCAUGGUGACAGCUCGCCCAGAGCAGAGCCAGAUCCUCAUCCAGCACCCUGAUGCCCCAUCUCCUGCCCAGCCGCAGGUAUCUCCAGCCCAGCCUACCCCUAGUACUGGGGGACGACGGCGACGCACAGUGGAUGAAGAUCCAGAUGAACGGCGGCAGCGCUUUCUGGAGCGCAACCGGGCUGCAGCCUCCCGCUGCCGUCAAAAGCGGAAGCUGUGGGUGUCCUCCCUGGAGAAGAAAGCAGAGGAACUCACUUCUCAGAACAUUCAGCUGAGUGUGAAAAGCCCCAAGGAAAGCUCAGAACCAACAGGGUCUCCAGCCCCCGUGAUUCAGCACAGCUCAGCAACAGCCCCUAGCAACGGCCUCAGUGUUCGCUCUGCAGCUGAAGCUGUGGCCACCUCGGUCCUCACUCAGAUGGCCAGCCAAAGGACAGAACUGAGCAUGCCCAUACAGUCGCAUGUGAUCAUGACCCCACAGUCACAGUCUGCAGGAAGAUGAUGCCUCCCCUGGUGGAGAGGUCUCAAGCCAGAGCUCACCCGCCCAAGAGCCAAGAGAGAUAAUCUUAUCCGCUCCCAUCAGCCUGGGACGUGGCAGUGCGGGAGGGUUGUGUGUUGGAAGACACAGCCUCCAGAAGGCAGAUGAAUAAUGCAAAUUACACAGACAGACAGAAGGCCUGCAGCACCGAGCUGAGAACCGUCUUGGAGACAAGGGCCCAUGGUGUCCUGGGAACACUCUAGAGAACUUCACAUGUGCUUUAUGCACAUGGGAGACAGAGUGUGAGGAGGAUGCCAGUUACACCAGCCUCUUUCUGAAUGCAGUCUCAGCCCAAACCUGUUCAUUGGUACUCAGUAUUAGGAGGGGAGGCAGCAAGGUGCUGAACAGAGUGGCUGCUCUCUGCAAGGUACUCACUGAAUGUCUCUCCUGCAGCCCGUUUACUGUUCACAACAGCCUCUGAUAACCAGAGGAGUUGGUUUUGGCUUUUUUUUGUUCGUUGUAGUGCUGGAGAAUGAAUCCAGGGUCUUGAACAUGCUUCAUUUUAUUGAUGAUGAACUGCAGUUCAGCCCAUGGGCAGCUUUCCUAGAGGUUCAAAGGCCGGGUGCAACUGUACUAUGGACCUGACUGCUGACCCCAAGAAGGGGAGAAAACAGGGAAGACAAUGGACCCCACCCACAGCAACAUGCCCAGACCUCUGCGUCCCUCUUACGCUCCCUACUUCAAGCCAUGGAGAGAUCUGG